AUGUUCCGAACUAAUAGCACUUCACAAAUUACAAUUCCGCGCGGGGGUGGCGCUACGAAAAGCGCAAAUACAUUUUAUCUUAAUCUAAACAACCUUUGUCUCCAGGUCUUCGACCCUCAAGGCCGCUUCCUCCGAGCAUUCGGCAGCCAGGGCACUGGAGACGGCAAGUUCAACUACCCGUGGGGCAUCACCACGGACGCGCUGGGCUUCAUCUACGUGUGUGACAAGGAAAACCAUAGAGUACAGGUGUUCCAAUCAGACGGCACAUUCGUGGGCAAGUUCGGCAGCUUCGGCUCGAAACUGGGCCAGCUUGAACAUCCCCACUACAUCGCCGUCUCCAGCACCAACCGAGUCCUGGUGUCGGACUCCAACAACCACAGGAUCCAGGUGUUCGACGUUAACGGUCGCGUGCUCUCAUCGUUUGGAGAGGAAGGCUCUGAGGAUGGACAGUUCAAGUUCCCGAGGGGUGUAGCCGUCGACGACCAAGGCUACAUCGUGGUGGCUGAUUCUGGCAACAACCGCAUCCAGAUCUUCCACCCUGAUGGCACGUUCCUGAGAGCCUUUGGUUCUUGGGGGUCCAGUGAUGGGGAGUUCAAGGGUCUGGAGGGCAUCGCCGUCAUGUCUGGAGGCAACAUCAUUGUGUGCGAUAGAGAGAACCAUAGGGUGCAGGUGUUCUAAAGGUGAGAUGAAAAAAA
Messenger RNA from Ostrinia furnacalis (Asian corn borer), 695 nucleotides. Its product is annotated as RING finger protein nhl-1-like. Gene Ontology annotation, biological process: proteasome-mediated ubiquitin-dependent protein catabolic process; protein polyubiquitination. Bases 1 to 678 code for a protein of 225 amino acids. Gene Ontology annotation, molecular function: protein binding; ubiquitin protein ligase activity. Lineage: Eukaryota; Metazoa; Arthropoda; Insecta; Lepidoptera; Crambidae. The transcript is spliced from 4 exons. The record is from RefSeq and is a predicted model, not a curated record.